Messenger RNA from Schistocerca nitens (vagrant locust), 993 nucleotides. RefSeq names its product protein roadkill-like. Bases 1 to 993 code for a protein of 330 amino acids. Gene Ontology annotation, biological process: regulation of proteolysis; proteasome-mediated ubiquitin-dependent protein catabolic process. The transcript has 3 exons. Gene Ontology annotation, molecular function: ubiquitin protein ligase binding. Lineage: Eukaryota; Metazoa; Arthropoda; Insecta; Orthoptera; Acrididae. Gene Ontology annotation, cellular component: cytoplasm. The record is from RefSeq and is a predicted model, not a curated record.
AUGGACGUAUCUCUUUUGUCUGUCGACAACAUCCCGCCGUCUCCGACGCCGGCAGCAGGCGAGGAUACAGUCUGCGACUUGGGCAGCGUGAGGUUCGAAACCGAGAAAGUCGCCUGCAGCUGGACUGUCUUGAACUACAAAUACUGGCCUCAAGGGGUAGACGAAGUGAAAUCGCCCGGUUUCUGGCACUGUAACUCGAGCGAGUGGUGUAUGGUGCUGUGUAAAGACGUUGCCAAAGCCCUGUACUUCUGCUUCCAGCUACUGACUUCCCAGAAAGGCGCUACCGUGCGAGCUAGACUAAGGGCGUCACUAGUGUCCAGCAGCGGUAUAGAGUACGAGGUGUACCCGGCGGAGUCAGUCUGCCUCGAUGCACCAAAGAAGUCGAAAUGGAAGUGCUUGUACGGCUCCUUCAGACCGGAGGACGGUUUCGAUUACAUGCUGAAGUUCGUGGGAGAGGUGACCACGUCGUGUGUGAUAACGGAGCCUUACCCGAGCGUUGCCCUCGAGAGGCCUCGUCGCAGCAUCACAGACGACCUGGCAGCGCUGCUGGAGACGGGCCAGCUCGUCCGCAUCAACGAUGUCGAGGCGGACGUCCUGCGUGAGGUCCUGCGUUUCGUCUACACGGACAGCACGCCCUUCCUGGAGACGAUGGCUGACAGGCUGCUGAUGGCGGCCGACAAGUACGACCUGCCCCAACUGAAGGAGCUCUGCGAGGUAGAGUUGGUCAAGAACCUAACCGUGGACAAUGCCGCCGCUACCGCCGUCAUCGCCUUGAGCCACUCCUGCGAUGUACUCAAGCGGCCGGUCAUGAGUUUCGUGAAGCGCCAUCUUGUGCCCAUCAUGGGCAGCAAAGGUUGGGCGACUGCCAUUAGGGAUCAUGCUGAAGCAGUGGUCCAGAUUAGCCGCUUGGUGCAUAAAAUGACGCCCUUCAAGGAGUUGCUUCUUGUGUUUUGCAAUGGGCACCUGCUGUUAUUCGCUAGGGGCAACAAGUAG